GGAGAGAUCGGCCGUGGGGCUGCAAUCAAUCAGAGCAGCUGAAUCUCUCAACGAGGAAGCUGAUAGCUGCAGUGUGGCACUGGUGAGCUGCAGUCCAGCCAUACGUCACCUGCGCGUGCCCCGCCUUUGCGUUGUCUCGCCUCGUUUCGCCUACUUCUGCGCCACUUCUUUUUCUUUUUCUUCUCUCUCUCAUCAGUAUCUCGAUCUUUUUAUAACUAUCUCUUUCCCUUUCCUAUCUCGACACUCAGAUCUAUCUUCACUCGACCAGACACCCCAUUAUCUCAUGCUCUUUCCACUCGCUUAGCUCCGACUCAACCACACCAACCUCGUCAUGGCGUACUAUGGCGAACCCCCCUACUACCAGCCUCCCCGGGAUCGCCACGCCCGUCCUGACUAUCCGGAAGACCCUUAUCAUUACAGCAGCAAACCGCACAGCGGAAGUCACCAUGGUCUAGACGUGGUCCCUCGAGCUGACAGCCUCGAGUCCUACGACACAAGAUCCCGUGACUACCCCUCAGGUGACUAUGGAUACGAGUAUGGCUACGGCCAUCCUCCUCAUUCUCGACGAUCCAGGGUCGCCACCGCCCCGGAGAGCGCCCGUCGCGCCCAUUCCCUAGAGGGCCGCGGUUACUAUGAGGGCUCGGAUUAUUCGCAUCGUCCGCGCCACAAACACCGAACAAAACACCACGGUAGUCGACGUGCGUAACACUAGUCCAGUUAAUGUUUAGCCAACUUUCAUGUUGACCCUCUCCAGAUCACAAGCAUUCCACUCGGUCCCCGUCCAGCAGUCGCUCCCCGCCCCCGCGACGCCUCAAGUCCGUCUCCGGACGCGAUAGCUCUCGCAGUCGCCGUUCCCACAAGUCCUACUCAUACUCGCC
Aspergillus campestris IBT 28561 is the source of this 878-nucleotide messenger RNA. RefSeq lists its product as uncharacterized. NCBI's taxonomy places the organism in Eukaryota, Fungi, Ascomycota, Eurotiomycetes, Eurotiales, Aspergillaceae. The transcript has a single exon. The record is from RefSeq and is a predicted model, not a curated record. The coding region runs from base 332 to 706 and encodes 124 amino acids.